Oncorhynchus kisutch (coho salmon) is the source of this 1655-nucleotide messenger RNA. Its product is annotated as A-kinase anchor protein 14. Lineage: Eukaryota; Metazoa; Chordata; Actinopteri; Salmoniformes; Salmonidae. Gene Ontology annotation, cellular component: cAMP-dependent protein kinase complex. The transcript has a single exon. The coding region runs from base 112 to 630 and encodes 172 amino acids. The record is from RefSeq and is a predicted model, not a curated record. Gene Ontology annotation, molecular function: protein kinase A regulatory subunit binding.
UGGAAACCCUUCAAAACAACAACAUUCGUUUUCCAGUGUAGAAAACGAAUGAUAUCUACGGGUUUCCAAAUACUUUAUCAAAGUAAGUUUUGAUAUACGAAGAGAAACACGAUGGACGAGAGGCCUUCAUCAAACCUAAGCUUGAGAGCAUCUGAAAUCGUGAAAAAUGUAGUGGAGAACGCACGCGGUGCCCUCGGCCACCAGCAAGCAGUGGAAGACUCCACCGAAUACGAGUUUAGAAACAUAGAAUGGAUAACUUGCAAGGACUUUACAAUUGAACUGGGGAAAGUGCGAAUCGAGGAGUACAUCCACACAUGGGAGGUGCACACCAGCUGGCUUUUUAGCCUAGUAUUCCUCGAGGAGACGGAUCAUGAGUUUCACAAACAGUACCACUACCGGGCACAAUGGAGCAUCCCCACCCGACGUACCCCGAUCCCCAAGGCUACUGCCAGUGUCUACUUUGUCAUUGUGAUUUCCAAGAUCAAACCUCAGACUUUGCCCGUGGAGGUGUACUUUCUAGUGGAGUCGAACAGGCUGACACACAGGCCAGGGGAAACGAGGUUCAGGGAGAAGUGGUUGAAAGACGUCAUCGAGAGCAAAACGUUGCUCCAGAAUACUGUCGACUUUUAGCAAUAUAAACAUUGGAAUGGACAGCUAAACGUUUCUGUGGCGAAUAUUCAUCUCUUAUGAGACACCUAACGUUACCUAGCGAGUACAUUUCCAGGCCAACGGGGAACACACGAGUCAUUACAUGGGCUUGUAUCAAUAAAGGGGCCACUGCCUUCACUGUGAAGAGUUGGAAAAAAACAUGGCUGUAUAUCAGUGAAGCUGUGUUUUACAACAACUCGGUCGUUUUUUUGCUAACUAGCGAUACAACACAGCAGCUAGUACCUAACGUUAAUUUAUUUUACGCUGGGUUAGCUAACUGGCAAAGCAGCAUCAGCUAGCUAAUCAUCAUUGAGUUUACGACAGCCCAUUUCAAAAGGUGUUUUGUAGAUUAUGAUAAAAACCUAGACAAAUGUAACAUUUCAUCCAAGGAAAUUACCUGAAUAGUCAGCGUUUUAUUGACAGAUAUGCUCGCUAAGGAAAACAGGAAAUGGGUAAAUAUACAAUAGAUCACGUUACGGUGCUCUGCUUCUCGAUUGGCUGUUUCAUAGGCACGUCAACCGCUAACCACCAACCACGAGAGGGCAUGCAUUGACUGCUCUGUAACACUAGAGGGCAGCAUUUUAUGUGAGAUAAUCCUCCCUGUGUGAAUCAUUACGUUUCAUUGUGGAACAGCUACAGUAUUUAAUUGAAUUUAAAUAGGAUAAAAAUCAUUCCGCAUGACUCAUUUGUAUUACUUAUGUUUGGCACAAAUGUUUAUUUCACCAAUUAGAGUAUGAACUAAUGAUUUGAUCAAAUCUAGAUGGAGUGUGCAUUCGAUUGUAAUCAACAACAUUCCAGCAUCAUGGAGAGCGACAUAGCCACAUACAGCCCACUACCGAAAGUAGCUAAUUGUUUAUCUAUAACAUUAUUAUUUCUGUUGUUAACCCAAUCACAAGAGGAGGAUUGUACAAUUGAUAAAAUACAAUAUCAACAUGUGAUGCAAAUUAAAUAUGGAUGAUUUAAGAGAUCAUUCACUGAUCAUCCCAUUGAGGAUGUAUCUAUCUCUA